AUGUCUGUAUUAAUAUAUAUAUUUAAUCAAAAUCAAAAAAUAAUAGGUGGUGACAAAGAAGAAGAGGAUCUUUUAAAUGAUGACAUAGAAUACGUGUUAGUAAAUAUUAUAGAAGACAUCAAGAAAGAUACACGUAUUCAAAAUAAGAAAAAAUAUGUAGAAGACUACGGUAUUAUAACAAAAAACAAUGAAUGUAGAAUACAAAAUAGAAAUAGAGAGUUUAGUGAUCAUACUAUAUUAGAAAAUGAAUAUUUGGUUUCACUAUUACAAAAUAUAAGUAUUGAACAUUUAGAUAUCGCUACUAUGGUAGGUGAUCAUAUGCUUGAACAUAACGAGGAAACAUGUACAAUCAAUUAA
Debaryomyces tyrocola is the source of this 357-nucleotide messenger RNA. The record is from the annotation of a GenBank genome assembly. NCBI's taxonomy places the organism in Eukaryota, Fungi, Ascomycota, Pichiomycetes, Serinales, Debaryomycetaceae.